AUGGCUCAUCAUAUACCACCACUAAACUUUGGUAUGGUCGCAGAUGAUUUAUAUAGAUCAGGUCAACCAAAUGAGUUAAACUUUCCCUUUCUAGAGAAAUUACAACUAAAGAAAAUUAUCUUUUUAGCACCCGAUGAUCCUUCUCAACAAUUUGUAAACUUUUGCGAUGAUCAAGAUAUAGAAUUAAUACAUUUAGGAAUGGAUACACAUACGAAUCCUUGGAAUCCAAUAUCAGAAGAUAUAGUUAUUUCGGCAUUAAAGAUAGUUUUGGAUCCAGAUAGUUAUCCUCUACAUAUCAUGUGUAAUCUUGGUAGACAUAGAACAGGUACUGUCGUUGGAUGUUUAAGAAAGUUACAACGAUGGAAUUUGACUUCAAUCUUGGAGGAAUAUAGAAGAUUUGCAGGUAGUAAAGUUAGAUUAUUAAACGAACAAUUCAUAGAGUUAUUUGAUACUGAUUUAGUUGGUAUUCCCGAUAAUGCACCUAAAGGUCUAUACCUUAAUUAG
Molecule: messenger RNA, 504 nt
Organism: Heterostelium album PN500
Lineage: Eukaryota; Evosea; Eumycetozoa; Acytosteliales; Acytosteliaceae
Product: protein-tyrosine phosphatase OCA1 family protein
Exons: 2
Coding region: 1-504 (167 amino acids)
Biological process (GO): protein dephosphorylation
Molecular function (GO): phosphatase activity
Source: RefSeq, a predicted model, not a curated record